AUGUCCCUCGUUGCCAACCGCUUGCUGGAUCGGACUUACACCUCUACCACUUGUCUAUCUAGCGACGGCGCCUCCUCCAUAUCCUCUGACCGCCCGCUUCCCCCGCCCGAACCGCCGCAGGUCCUCACCCCGCCCCCGCCUCCCGAUCAGGACUGGGGCUCAUCGGCACCGUACAAGCCUUUUCUAGCCCACGCUCCGGCACCCCAGGACAGCUAUAUCGCAGUAGACACGAAGCCGCACGAAUACCGGCUGAUCGUUCGUUUACCAGGUUUCAGACGGGACGCCAUCACUGUCUCAACCCGCAAGCGGCGCAUCUUACAUGUCGUGGCAGACUCGUGGGAGCCAGAUGGCGGUCAUUUCGAGCAGCGGAUAUCAUUCGGUUAUGAUGCGCUCCUCGCGCAAGUACGUGCCGAGUUCGACGGCGAACACUUGCAAGUGAUCGUCCCCAGAAGGACCUUCCCCACGACGUCCCUCCCUGCAAGAGAGUGA
Molecule: messenger RNA, 489 nt
Organism: Dichomitus squalens LYAD-421 SS1
Lineage: Eukaryota; Fungi; Basidiomycota; Agaricomycetes; Polyporales; Polyporaceae
Exons: 3
Coding region: 1-489 (162 amino acids)
Source: RefSeq, a predicted model, not a curated record